AAACAAGAUUUAUUACAGGACAAUACUCAAAGUUUACUAGAAUAUAGUUGUACUUUAAAUUUUGACAUUGCUAAUGUUAAAUAAUAUAUAAAGUUGUAUCUGUUUGUUCUAAAAUCAUUAAUAUAAAUUAAUUUUUAUGUGAGCAGUCCUCAUAACUUGAGUGUUAAAUGAAACUCCUUGUAACUGCAAAUUCUUUUUAAACAAGCUCUUGAAAAUCAGGAGACUGUUAUAAAAUUUAUAUACUCAAACAUUAAGCUGAAAUAAAUUACUUUGACUGAAAUUUUGUCUAGUGUUUGUAGUUUUAUUCAUUUAUAAAGUCAGAAAAAUAAACUUUAUAACUGCAGUCCUCCCACAAUCAUCAAAGAUGUAUUUUCAAUUGAGGAAAAUAAACAAUCAUAUACAAUAAAAAUGAUUUUUAUUUCAAAUCAUAAAUAUUCAAAUUUUAAUUAGACAUUUUUAUUACAGAUAACAACUCUUUUUGCAAUUCUAUACUCUCUCUCUGUAGUUGCAGUCCUUCCUCUGCAAUUUUUAUAGAUUUCCUUUCCAAUUUCUCAGAACCGGCAUUGCUCCUUUUAAUUUCACUUAUUAAUUCAUUUAUUUGCCGUUCCAGUGGCCGUUUAUUUUUCUUUGAUGACCUUGUCACCCUUAUUUCAGAUUCAAGUCGUUCUGGUACUGGUACAUCUAUCAAUUCAUUGGAAUUUUCAUCGUUUUCUAAAAGAUACGAGCACAAUUAUUUAAAAAUAUGCACUUAUUUUAUUUAAAUACUCACAAUAAAGGAUGUAAAUUAUAUAGAAACAUUAAUUUAUUAGAGUAAAUGAUGAUUACCUGUUUAGUAACAACCACAAGAAAAAUCACCAGAACUUAAAUGCUUAAUUAAACAAAAAUAUAUGUAAAAUGGAGUUUGUGAACAUGUUUAAAUAUUUUACAAUGUCUAUCCAGACAAAUGUAUUCUGACAACUUUUGAAUUUAACUGGCAUUCUAUAGUUUUUGCAGUUAUAGAUGCCAAAUGGUAAUAAAGGCACAGAUGUACAAUUUAAUAAUAAAUUCCAGAAUGUUGUGUUAUAUUUAAAAGUGACCAAGUAUUAUGAGAAGUUGAGUUAUUAUAACAAAUACUUUUGAUGGUUAAGUAAUAGAUCUUGAUAUAGACUAAUAGGAUACAUCUAAUGAUAAUUUACCUGUAUCCAAUUCGAGUGAUGGUAAACAUUGUAUUAUCACACUGCUACAACUCUCUUCCAUUAAUGCUAUAUUCUAGGCUGGCUGAUGUCCUAUAAAGCUAUUAACUACCUGGAAAUAUUGCCAGGUAGAUGGGCUGCCUCCCGAAUGCCCAAUCUUCGUUACUUCUUCUCUAGUUAAAAUAAAAAGAAAAUUUCAAUGUUUCAAGUAGGAAGAAUUAUUUUUUUUAAAUUUAAUAAUAGUUAUUAAUUUGAUGUUUUUAUCAUUUACGAUUAUCGUACGAGUAACAAGAAAUAUAAUUUUCGUCAUUUAAUAUCAGCAUUCGAAAUAUAACUGUUUAAAGAAUUCUUUAUUUAAAUAUUAAACGAUAUUUAAUUUAACGAUCACGUAUUUCCACAAUUUCAACUUACCUGUAUUUGGCAGUUAAAUUUUUAAUUUUCGUCCUUACUUCCGACCACGUUCCAGCUCUGGACGUUGGCCUCCGAAGACGAAUUUCUGCCGCCAUUGCCUCAUAUACACUUUUAUUCCGUUUCGCUCGACGUAAAUCAUCGAUCUUUUCCCGCCAUAUUUCAAUUAAAACUGAAAUCUCCUCCUCCGACCAAUUUUCUGAACGUUUUUUCUCACUUUCGAAUGUUUUUCCAUAUGCUUCCGCCAUUAUUUUUGAACUUGUGGCAGACCUCGAGGAAAGCUUGAAGCGACUUAAGCUUCUUUGAGAAAGAGAUUUAGGGGUCGUUCGGCGUCUCCGCCACUACAGGAGUGAGCUGCUGUUUGUAGGCAUUUAGGAACGACAGUGAAAGGAAGAACAAGAUGGCGUCGUCUAUACCUAUCCAUGAUAUCGUGAUGGCGGGAGCUAUGACGUUAAAAUACGCGUUUUUGCAGAUGUUUGAAGCGGAUUCUUCCUCUUCCUCCGAUGUAGAAUCAAACGAGUCACACAGACGAGCAUAUGUUCCUCGGAUAAAAAAUUACGUCACCGAGAUUGUUCCUUUAUACAGCUCUAGUGACUUCAAAUCUCACUUUAGGCUCAGUAGGGCUUCAUUUGAAGCGCUCAGUAAUUUACUGAUGCCAAAAAUUACUAAUCAUGCUGUUAACAGGGCAGGGAGACCGUCUUUGACACCAUGUGAUAAGGUGCUGAUGACCUUAUGGUUUUUGGGCAACCGUGAGGCAUAUAGGUCUGUAAGUGACCGGUUUGGGGUAUCCAAAUCGACAUUAUUUCGUGCUGUGCAAACAACAUGCAUUGCUCUUUCGGAACUUGCACCACAGUUUAUAAAAUGGCCUUCAAGAGACCAAGUGCAAGAAAUUAUACAGAGUUUCCACAACAAGAGUGGUUUUCCAGGGGUAGUGGGAGCUAUUGAUGGCACCCACAUUGAGAUUCCAGCUCCACAGAUACAUGCAGUUGCCUAUGUAAACCGCCACGGCUACCAUUCUAUAAUUUUGCAAGCUUGUGUAACAUUUCCAUGAUUUUCAUCUCUUGUCAUGCUGGUGAAUGUGGUCGUGCACAUGAUGCUGAGGUUUAUGCCCGCUCUACAUUAGCUCGAAAAAUAGCCAGAGAGGCUGAAAUAAUGUUUCU
Centruroides sculpturatus (bark scorpion) is the source of this 2740-nucleotide messenger RNA. Its product is annotated as putative nuclease HARBI1. The record is from RefSeq and is a predicted model, not a curated record. Lineage: Eukaryota; Metazoa; Arthropoda; Arachnida; Scorpiones; Buthidae. The coding region runs from base 1981 to 2631 and encodes 216 amino acids. The transcript is spliced from 4 exons.